Molecule: messenger RNA, 958 nt
Organism: Hyposmocoma kahamanoa
Lineage: Eukaryota; Metazoa; Arthropoda; Insecta; Lepidoptera; Cosmopterigidae
Gene: mRpS2
Product: 28S ribosomal protein S2, mitochondrial
Exons: 4
Coding region: 77-832 (251 amino acids)
Biological process (GO): translation
Cellular component (GO): mitochondrial small ribosomal subunit; ribosome
Molecular function (GO): structural constituent of ribosome
Source: RefSeq, a predicted model, not a curated record
AAUGUUCUAAACAUUUAUUUUAUUUUUUUCAAAAAGAAUUAGGCAAUUACCGAUGUGAAAUCAAAGCAGUUUCACAAUGUUGCAGAAAAGUUUAACACACAGCCAUCUCAGAAACGCAUUUACUUUUUUGAGACGCACCUCAACUGCUGCACAAGUUCAAGCCGCAUCACCAAAUUUACCUGAAGCAACCGAUGUACCUAAAAAAAAUCCACUGGAACAUCAAGACUACUUCCAAAUUCACAAUUUAUUCACAGUGAAGGAUUUAUUUGAUGCCAGAGUACAUUUUGGACACAAAGAGGGUUCUCUCAAUGAUUAUAUGAGGCCUUACUUAUAUGGCUCUAGAUUGGGACAUUUGAUAUUUGACUUGGAUAUUACUGCAGACCAUUUGAGAAAGGCUCUUAAUUUCACUGCCCAUGUUGCAUACAGAGGUGGAAUCAUAUGUUUCUUUAACAGAAAUGCUUUGAAUGCUCAUUUAGUUGAAAAAACUGCUUUAGAGUGUGGAGAAUAUGCACAUACAAGAUUCUGGCGUGGUGGGAUCUUUACAAAUGCUAAUCAUCAAUUUGGUGCAGUCACUAGGUUGCCUGAUUUAUGCAUUUUUUUGAACACACAAAAUAAUAUUUUGAACCAGCAUACAGCUGUAAGAGACAGUGCAAAGUUACUCAUACCUACUAUUGGUAUUGUUGACACUAACUGCACUCCUAAUUUAAUUACUUACCCUGUGCCUGGUAAUGACGACACGCCAGUUGCCAUAGAACUAUACUGCAAGCUAUUCAAAGCUGCCAUACUCAGAGGCAAAGAAGAAAGAAUGAAGUUUUUGCAAGAAAACAAUUGAAUAAAUGAAGUAUUAACUAGCAUUAAAAUAUAGGCAUCAAAACAACUUAUUAGUUUUAUUUCUUUAUGCAAUGACUGACUUAUAAUUUAAUUUUUUAAAUGAAGCAAGUACAUGAAAAGUCACUAC